UCCUCCUCCUCCUCUCCUCCCGCCGCGCUGAGUUGGGUCGGGCCAUCGUUGCGAGCGCCGGCUGGGCAUGGCUGAGCGCUCCGUUGUCUGCUGCAGCGCUGUGGAGCGGAGGCGAAGGGAGCAGGUUUCACACUUCUGUUAGAUGUCUAGGAGGGUUUGGAGAAUUUCUAAAGAGAUUUUUGUUGCAGAUUAUUGAACUUGAUUCAGAAGAAACACAUUUCCAGGUUUGCUGGUAUGGGUAAUCUUCUUAAAGUCCUUACCAGGGAAAUUGAAAACUACCCACAUUUUUUCCUGGAUUUUGAAAAUGCUCAGCCUACAGAUGGGGAAAGGGAAAUAUGGAACCAAGUCAAUGCUGUCUUACAAGAUUCAGAAAGCAUGCUUUCAGACCUACAGUCUUACAAAGGAGCUGGACAAGAGAUUAGAGAUGCAAUACAAAACCCAAACGAUAUCCAACUUCAAGAGACAGCUUGGAAUUCAGUGUGCCCUCUGGUUGUGAGGUUGAAGCGGUUCUAUGAAUUUUCUCUCAGACUAGAGAAAGCACUGCAGAGUUUAUUGGAAUGCUUGACAUGUCCACCCUACACACCAACUCAGCACUUGGAACGAGAGCAGGCCCUAGCAAAGCAGUUUGCAGAGAUCUUGCAUUUUACCCUUCGCUUUGAUGAACUCAAGAUGAGAAACCCAGCAAUUCAGAAUGACUUCAGCUACUAUAGGAGGACAUUAAGUCGCAACAGAAUAAACAAUAUGCACCUCGACAUUGAGAGUGAAGUGAACAACGAGAUGGCUAAUAGAAUGUCCCUGUUUUAUGCAGAAGCUACACCAGUGCUGAAAACGCUGAGCAAUGCCACCACCCGUUUCGUAGCAGAAAACAAAACUCUGCCGAUUGAGAACACAACAGACUGUCUAAGUACAAUGACCAGCGUAUGUAAAGUCAUGCUGGAAACACCAGAAUACAAAAGUAGGUUCACCAGUGAAGAAACCCUUAUGUUCUGCAUGAGAGUAAUGGUUGGGGUUAUUAUUCUCUAUGACCACGUUCAUCCUGUGGGAGCAUUCUCCAAGACUUCGAAGAUAGAUAUGAAGGGUUGCAUAAAGGUUUUAAGGGAACAGCCACCAGACACUGUUGAAGGGCUCUUGAAUGCUCUCAGGUUCACCACGAAACACCUGAAUGAUGAAUCUACUUCAAAACAAGUUCGAGCUAUGCUUCAGUAGUGCCCGCCUUUGACAAAUGGACUUUUGUAUUAUUUAGAGAAGAUGUUUGUUUACAUAAUUUAAUAGUGUGUGGUGUUAAUACAUAUGCGUAAGUUACAUGCUAUAACAACUGGUUUCUUCCUGUUGUUCCAAUAUGUGGAAUUGUAUCGAUAACAUGACUGACUCCAUAUGGCACAGCAUCCCACCUAUAUGCUAGUCUUACCAUUCAACAGUUCAGAAAGGUACCUUUAAGUUGAAUAUAUAACACAACAUUGUCUAUGUGCCUUGCUUUUUUUUGUUGUUGGUUGGUUGGACUCUUUGUGUAAGGAUGUAUGCAGUAAUUCUUUUGUUGUCAUCCUUGAGCAGUUCUACAAAUGGGCAUGUGCUGUUGAAGAACUUUU
Molecule: messenger RNA, 1586 nt
Organism: Elgaria multicarinata webbii
Lineage: Eukaryota; Metazoa; Chordata; Lepidosauria; Squamata; Anguidae
Gene: CYRIA
Product: CYFIP related Rac1 interactor A
Exons: 13
Coding region: 235-1206 (323 amino acids)
Biological process (GO): regulation of actin filament polymerization
Molecular function (GO): small GTPase binding
Source: RefSeq, a predicted model, not a curated record